This is a messenger RNA of Ruditapes philippinarum (Manila clam), 1129 nucleotides long. Its product is annotated as sentrin-specific protease 6-like. Gene Ontology annotation, biological process: protein desumoylation. Gene Ontology annotation, cellular component: cytoplasm; nucleus. The transcript is spliced from 8 exons. Gene Ontology annotation, molecular function: SUMO-specific endopeptidase activity. Bases 1 to 1113 code for a protein of 370 amino acids. Lineage: Eukaryota; Metazoa; Mollusca; Bivalvia; Venerida; Veneridae. The record is from RefSeq and is a predicted model, not a curated record.
AUGAAGCAUUCUUUAUAUGGAAGCUCAGAGAAGGAGGAGGCAGAUGAGAUAAAUUUCGCCUGUCUGCUAGCACCCACAGGAUACAACAGGGUGUGGCUACGCUCAACCAAAAGUCAUGGAUUCAUGGUUAUAGUCAGGCUUUUGUUUGGUCCUAUUAUCAAGUUAUUAACAUAUCCACCUCCACCUGCUAAGGGUGGCAUAUCUAUUACAAAUGAAGACCUUUACUGCCUCCAGGAAGGAGAGUUCCUGAAUGACGUCAUCGUUGAUUUUUACCUCAAGUAUCUAUUACAUGAAAAGUUGAGUGUAGCGGAUCAUGCUCGUACACACAUCUUCAGUUCUUUCUUCUAUAAACGUCUAACACAGCGUAUACGUGGCGCUGCUAUAGAUGAUGAUCCAAAUGUCACAUUACCAGUCAAAAGGCAUGCCAGAGUGAAAACUUGGACUCGUAAAUUAGAUCUCUUUGAAAAAGACUUUAUUGUUAUUCCUAUAAAUGAACAUGCCCACUGGUUUCUGGCCAUUAUAUGUUUCCCUGGUCUGGAGCAGCCAGUAGAAGUUCCCUACAUUCCUAGACCAAUGACAACACCUCUGAUAGAUCCCUCCAAGUGUCCCACACCUCCACAGCCAACUGAUGAUGGCGGAGAAGAAAUGGAUGCAGAAGAAAAUGAGGAUCCUUUGCCUGACUUAACAAAUAGCAAUACAGAAGCAGGAAAAUCACCAGUAACUGAUACAACAAAUGGAUCAUCUGCAGUAGAACCAGACAGUGAAAAAGAAAAGACUGAGUCACAGUCUGAAUCAGUAACUGACAGUGCAGAGCUUGAGAAUCAGUCUGAUAAAAAUAAUUCUGAGAACACUGAGGAGACACAGUCUGAACAGACUGAGUCUCAGACGGAAAAUGCUGGGUCACAGUCUGAAAAUGCAGAUACACAGUCUGAGGAAGGAAAAGAAGAACAGACUGGUAUUGAUACACCAGGAGAAAAAUCAGACACAGGUCAAGGAGAGUCUGGAAUACGGCAAACAAGAUCUAUGAAGACAAUAUUGAAGAGUAUACGAGGGAAGGCAGUGCCAGAAGGGGAACCUAUCCCGUCUGAUGCUAUAACUGGUGUCAAAAGGUAAAAAAAUUUAUUUAUAA